CUCACUUAAUUUAUUCACACGUGGCAAUAAAAUUUUUUUAUUAAUUGAACAUAUAUGGAUAGUAUAUCAGAAGUGCACGAUUCAAAAUAUGUGUGCAGAGUACCCGAAGGAUUACACGAACUAUGUAAAGAUAUUUCUCACAAGGUUCUACGUACUCAGCCAACAAAUAUUUAUCAUUUUAUCGCUGAUUAUGUUGACACACUUUUAAUUACACGAGACAAUACCAAGGUGGCAAUUAAUGUUGUUAAUAAUAUUGUGGAGAGCAGUGAAUUUAUUAUUAAUACUCUACAGUCUAUGGGAGUUGAUUUUAAACGAAUUUCUGCUGUAGCCCCAAAACUUCAACAAGCAUUCCGUGAUUAUUUGGAUGCCGAUAAUGAGUCAGAUGAUGACAAUAUAAUAUCCAUACGGAAUAUUCUUGAGAAUACUAGUGUUUCAUUCGAUGAAGCUCAAAAUGCCGCAAUUAUUAUUCAAACAGCCUUCAGAAAUUAUCGUCAAAGAAUGAUAGGCAACGUAGUAAAUAAUAAAAUACCAGACCAAAAUGCAACAAUAAACAGAAUUGAAACUCAGGUGAUUUAUCAAAGGAAGUAAAAGAAGUUAUUACUCUUAUAGAGCCAACAUACCAAAGAUAUUUUUAAAAUGAAAAUGAUAAAAUUGAAUUUGAAGGUAAAGAUUUAAAUAAAUAAAAAAAACUGCAAGAGAUUACUAUGGGAAAUAAAUUGAAUUUUUUUUCAUAAUUCGCGAGGGAAUUAAAAUAAGAUUUUAAUUAUUAUUGGCAGUAGAUGAAAGAAAUGAAAAGAACGUUGUAAUAAAAAAAGAGUUUUCUCAACUGGAUAAAAAUAUUCAUGCAAGCGUUUCAUUUAAUAUCAUUCCUAAGUAUCGUGAUAAAAUAUAUGCCGGUGCCAAUCAAGCGGCGCUAAUUAUUCAGAGCUUUUAGAAGACAUCGAACCCGACGAAACCUUUCUAAAUCUAAAAGCUCAAUGUCUACGAACUCAGUGGUCGCUGGAGCGAUUCUCAAUAACUUAAACUCAAGAAUAUUUGAGGAAAUUCUCUUACGUGAAAAUAUUUCAAAGAAAUUCCAUUCUCAAGAUAAAAUUGCACGAGUGUCUGAACAACUUCGUGAUGCUUACAAAGAACGCUUCGAUUCGUUUAUAACAAAAAUAUGAAUCUGUGUCGUAAAUAAAAAUUCUU
Molecule: messenger RNA, 1188 nt
Organism: Microplitis mediator
Lineage: Eukaryota; Metazoa; Arthropoda; Insecta; Hymenoptera; Braconidae
Exons: 7
Coding region: 55-588 (177 amino acids)
Source: RefSeq, a predicted model, not a curated record